AUGUUUGGAAAUGUUUUGCAGGCGUAUGGCGGAGGAAGUUUCGGGCCGACAGCGGGAGGGCCAGGCGGUGGGCCAGGGGGAGGUGGAGGAGGCGGCGGCGGCGGAGGCGGCGGUGGAAACGGGGGUGGUGGGAGUAGCGGGGCCGGCGGAGGUGUGGAGGGCGCCACUUAUUCCCCGGACUCCCCUUACUUCCCGUUCGGGAGCCGAGGGGUACCGCCUUCCGUCGGGACGCCUACCCCUACUGCCAACCCCGCGGCGCCCACCGGCACCAACGGAGCACGGUUACCGAAUUCGACAGCCGGUCAGUUUUCUUCCCAUCUAUCAUCUCCGUGCGCGGGAACCGUAAAGAGGAAGAAGGACCAGGCCCUUGACGGAACGGAUGGCGAAGUCGUAACAACGCAGCAUUGGGUGAGUGACUCGAAAAAGAUUCGAUAAACGCAUGCCAGUCGAUAGUAAAUGUGUUUCCUGUCCCUACAUCGGGAUUCGAUAAUGGGGCUUCGAACGUAUCGGGACCCAUAUGAGUUCAGCGGCGCGAUUGAUAAAAGCCACCGACGGAAAAACGAUGGAAUUAGGUUAGCUCGUAAAUUACGCUUCUUCUCUCUUUUUCCUUUUCUUUUUUCUUUCUCUCUCUCCUCUCUC
Apis florea (little honeybee) is the source of this 639-nucleotide messenger RNA. Its product is annotated as daughterless. The record is from RefSeq and is a predicted model, not a curated record. Gene Ontology annotation, biological process: regulation of transcription by RNA polymerase II. Gene Ontology annotation, cellular component: chromatin; transcription regulator complex. Lineage: Eukaryota; Metazoa; Arthropoda; Insecta; Hymenoptera; Apidae. Gene Ontology annotation, molecular function: RNA polymerase II cis-regulatory region sequence-specific DNA binding; protein dimerization activity; DNA-binding transcription factor activity, RNA polymerase II-specific.